AUGGCUCUUCAGAGCACUCAGAGCAAAGCACUCGUAGACCUUCUCAAGACGGGCGACUACUCUGAUCUCGUUAUUUCGUGCGGCAAAGAUCAAUACAGUGUUCACAAAGCAAUCAUUUGCCCACGAUCCCACUUCUUCAAGGCAGCUUGCGAUGGCAAAUUCAAGGAAGCGCAAACAGGCACAAUCGACCUCCCGGACGACGAUCCGGUUGCUGUACGCAUGAUGAUCGAGUAUCUGUAUCAUGACACGUAUGCGCCGGCCGGGGCGAGUAUUCACCGUGAUGGCGCUAUCGAUGCGCAUCUCUCCGACACCGAAUAUGAUGACGAGAAAGAAAAGAGGAAGAGGGAACUCUAUGGCGCAACUUUCAUCGGUAACAAGAGAAUCAAGAGGCUCACUGCACUGCCGGAGGAUUCAACAGUUCGCGCCUCUCAACCCGCCAGAUUCACCGGAUUCGCUGCCUUCAUCGCUUCAAGAGAAUCGCAAAGAGGAUCUGAUCGCAACCGACAAGAACACGGUUCCUCCACAAGUACAAACUCCGUCUCAGUCCAGAGUCCCUCCCAGGCUUCGCCCAAUCAAUCAUCUUCCCCACCCCGUCCAUCACCUGCGCCAUCACCAACCCCACACCCUCCACGACCCUCCGCUCCUCAGCGACCCAUCCCUCCCGCAAACCUCCAUCUCCACGCCAAAGUUUACGCCCUCGGUGAGAAAUACGGCAUCCAGCCCCUCAAGGCCCUGGCUCUUCGCAAGUUCGAGUCUGAAGCCCAGUUUCAUCUUCACAGCGACGACUUCUUGCAGGGGAUAAGAGAAGCAUACACCUCGACCGUUGAAACGGACCGUCCUCUUCGUGAUGCCGUGGUCACAAUCUUGAGAAGCAACAAGGGCCUGUUGAAGAAGGAAUCUGUGAAGGAAGUACUCAAGGAGACUGGUUUGGGUUUUGAUCUGCUGAUGGACUUUGCAUCGAGAUGA
Molecule: messenger RNA, 966 nt
Organism: Fusarium odoratissimum NRRL 54006
Lineage: Eukaryota; Fungi; Ascomycota; Sordariomycetes; Hypocreales; Nectriaceae
Exons: 3
Coding region: 1-966 (321 amino acids)
Molecular function (GO): protein binding
Source: RefSeq, a predicted model, not a curated record